Messenger RNA from Nicotiana tabacum (common tobacco), 525 nucleotides. RefSeq lists its product as uncharacterized. The record is from RefSeq and is a predicted model, not a curated record. NCBI's taxonomy places the organism in Eukaryota, Viridiplantae, Streptophyta, Magnoliopsida, Solanales, Solanaceae.
AUGGUGAUAUCAUGGCUUCUCAAUUCACUUUUCAAGGAAAUUGCUGAAAGUGUCCUCUACUCCAAAACAACAAGAGAGAUUUGGAAGAAUCUUGAGGACAGAUUUGGGCAAAGCAAUGGAGCUUUGCUUUAUCAACUGCAAAAUAAGCCCAGUGACACAGUUCAAGGAAGUUCACACAUAGCUGGUUAUUAUACUAAAGUGAAAAGAAUCUGGGAUGAGCUUGACAGCCUAGAUACUUGUGUUCACUGUAGUUGUGAUUGCUCUUGUGGAGGGAAGAGUAGAUCUCUGAAAUCUCAUCAAGAUGGCAGGCUCAUCCAGUUUCUCAUGGGGCUGAAUGAGGCCUAUUCAGGUGUAAAAAGCAAUAUUCUGAUGGCUUCACCUCUGCCCAUCAUCAAUCAUGCUUACUCCCUUUUAAUUCAAGAUGAAAAACAAAGGGAGAUACAUGUAGCUCAACACCCCGUUGAAUCUGCUUUCAUGGCUGCAAGACAACAAUAUGGAGGUCAGAAGCUUGGAUGUUCUGAGUAA